This is a messenger RNA of Beauveria bassiana ARSEF 2860, 252 nucleotides long. RefSeq lists its product as uncharacterized. The transcript has a single exon. The record is from RefSeq and is a predicted model, not a curated record. The coding region runs from base 1 to 252 and encodes 83 amino acids. NCBI's taxonomy places the organism in Eukaryota, Fungi, Ascomycota, Sordariomycetes, Hypocreales, Cordycipitaceae.
AUGAAGGCCGCCGUUCUCUUCCUCGCCGCGCUCGCGUCCGCAAGCCCCAUGACCACUCGCCAGGCUCGCGCACAGAACGGUUGCGACUGCUCCAAGAACUUCCACUUGUCGCUUUUCGAGCAAGAGAGCUGCCCGGAGGGCUACGCGGACGUCUCUGCAUUCUGGGACAAAGUCGAAUGCGACCAGAUCGGCUGCACCCAGCAGGACCACAAUGUUCAGUGCGGAAAUGUCAUCUUCCAGGAUGAUGAAUAG